Messenger RNA from Megachile rotundata (alfalfa leafcutting bee), 1661 nucleotides. It is a transcript of the gene Uck, whose product is annotated as Uridine-cytidine kinase. NCBI's taxonomy places the organism in Eukaryota, Metazoa, Arthropoda, Insecta, Hymenoptera, Megachilidae. The record is from RefSeq and is a predicted model, not a curated record. Gene Ontology annotation, molecular function: kinase activity; ATP binding.
AUUUUUGCCGUCGGACGAAAUCACACCUCGUGCAAAACAUUUUUUCGAUAUUAUCUUUAAAAUUGAUUCGUUACUUCAUUUUUAAAGAUAUAUAUAAAUUCUCAACAAUGGCAGAUAUACCAAUAAAUAUUAUAACCCCGCGAAAAAUGUCUUUUGGUAUUAAUGGGAAAUUAAAUGGGUUAGAAAGUAAAACACCUUUUCUAAUUGGAGUUUCAGGUGGUACAGCUAGUGGUAAAUCAACUGUAUGCAAACGUAUAAUGGAAAAACUAGGUCAAGUUGAUAUGGAUCACAUGCAACGGCAAGUAGUUUGUAUUUCACAAGAUAGUUUUUAUCGAGAUUUAUCACCUGCUGAAAAACUGAAAGCCGAGAGGGGUCAAUAUAAUUUUGAUCAUCCUGAUGCAUUUGAUAAUGAUUUAAUACUUAAAACUUUACAAGAUAUAUUAGCUGGAGUAAAAUGUGAAAUACCUGCUUAUGAUUAUAGGACUAACAGUCUAAUGAAAGAUCAAAUUACAACAAUCUAUCCUGCGGAUGUAGUUUUAUUUGAAGGAAUUUUAAUAUUCUAUUUUCCCAAGAUACGAGAAUUAUUUCACAUGAAACUAUUUGUUGAUACCGAUUCAGAUAUCAGAUUGGCUAGGAGAGUGCCAAGAGAUAUAAAAGAGAGAGGAAGAGAUCUAGAUUAUGUUUUAAAUCAGUACAUGAAUUUUGUAAAACCUGCAUUUGAAGAAUUCUGUCUUCCUACUAAAAAGUUUGCUGAUGUCAUUAUACCAAGAGGUGCAGACAAUACAGUGGCAAUAGACCUUAUAGUACACCACAUCUGGGACAUAUUGCGUUUGAAAAAGGCUGAAAACUCAUCCGGGCAGCAUCCAUACUUCUACCAACAUAAGCGUACCUCGACUUCAUCCGAUACAUUCAGCAGAUGAUUUAAUCAUAAUAUGCUCACUUAUAAAAACUAUGUCUUUAUAUAUGAUAUGUUUAUGUAGAAUCAAAUUUUUACUGAUUUUUUUUUAAAUACUUAAUACAUCCUUUCUAUAGUAAUACAAAUGUAUUAUAUCUACGCUAAGCAACCAAAAAUAUUGCUUCUAGUGCCUAUGCAUUCAUUAAACUCUAUAGAUAAAAUUAAUUUUACACUGUUCCUAAAACAUGGACAAAGUACAUAAUUAUAUAAAGUACCUUGUUCAGGUAUUGUAAUUCCAAUGAUGCAUAAUUAUUCAAAUUUAUACAUAAGACUAAUAUAUUAAAAGGGUUUUAGUAUUAUUUACAUAUAUAAGAAUCGUUAUAAAUAUGUAUGUGCAGUUUUACAUUCUUGAAAGUUUGGAUUUUUUUACAUAAUAUUGCCCCUGAUGACCGUACUUAUAUAAACCCAAAUUUUUAUAUAAAACAAUUUAAGUGAGCAUAAAAUACAUUAGCAUAAUUAUUCUUUAUAAUGUGAUAUAUUUAAUUUAAACUAAUGCAUUAUUCUCAUACUGCCAUAUUCAAACAACAUUAAUUAUAUUGAUUCGGCGUGAUACUAAUCUCUUUAUUUGGUAUUCUUAUUUCUUUCAAAUGCUCAAAUCAUCUUAAUCUCAAUAAUGAUAUUAUACAAGUUAACUACAAUUUUGAUUAUGUAAUUUAAUAUAUUAUUUGUUUAGAUUGUAAAAUGAAAUAAUAAAGAAAUCAGAUUU